UCCGACAACAUUAGGCAGAUCCUGUUUGUCAUUAGUGAGGACAGACUGGACGCUCAGCGGACGUUGAUAGGAAAGCAGGGGCACUUUCUUUUAAACACCGACACCGUUUGUCAAGGCUCGCGCAGUUGUAAGCAGACAAGAUGAUGAUCUCCCCGUGGGACCGCUGGUACUCCACAAGCUGCUGUCUGUGCUGUCAUGUCCGCACAGGAACCAUCAUCCUGGGGGUCUGGUACAUGCUCAUCAAUGCAGUGGUGUUACUCAUCCUGCUCACAGCGCUCAGUGAUCCUGAGCAGUACCACCUGACCAGUGCUGAGUUGGCUAAUGACCUAGAUGUCAUGGAUGACGCCAACAUGUGCAUUGCCUCAGCGAUCUCUCUGCUGAUGAUACUUAUAUGUGGGAUGGCAACGUAUGGCGCAUACAAGCUGCGUGCUGCCUGGAUCAUCCCAUUUUUUUGCUACCAAAUAUUUGACUUUGCCCUCAACACCCUGGUGGCUAUCAGCAUUGUGGUUUACCCAAACACCAUACAGGAUUACCUGCAGCAACUGCCUGAUAACUUCCCCUACAAAGAGGAGAUCGCUGCUCUCAGUAAUGUGUGCUUGGUCCUCAUCGUGCUGCUCUUCAUCAGCUCUAUUCUGGGCUUCAAGGCCUACCUGAUAGCAUGUGUGUGGAACUGCUACAGAUAUGUGAGCAGCCGGGGUACGUCUGAAAUCCUGCUCUAUGUGACGACCAAUGACACCACGGUGCUGCUACCUCCAUAUGAUGACAGUGUGAGCAUCCCUCCCAAGCUGGCCCCUCUGCCGUACACCACCACACCACCACAGCAUGAAAAAAUUCCCAGCAUCCUGCUGAAUGGAUCCUGUUGCUAAUUAAACCCCAGCAAGAUUCAUGCACCAGACUGCCUCUCCAGUGUACAGUAUAUUCAUGGAUAUAUUGUAGCUACACAAACAUUACAGUACACCCAUGCAUGCACUGACACAUACAAAAUCAUCUCGCACACAUAUGCACAUGCACACACCCUCUACCACCACCGUGACCUCUCAUCCCUUCCUGUUAUUUAUUGAUGACCUUAUAUAUUCUUACUGUAACUCUUCCAUGCGUCCAUUCUGUGUCUAUAAUUCCAGGCAUGAUGUGCAUUUUAAUGCAUUUGAACCUGGGUGCAAUAAGGUACUAGAACGUUAGGUGGAUUCUAUAUAUUUGUACUAAUUCUAUUUACGCUCUGUGUGUACCUGUAAUAGUAUUUUAUGUGUCCUACCUUUGAUAGUCACAUGUAACUUAUGCACAAAUGCAAAAAUGAUGAUCUUAAAGCCCACAGUAAUGAGUGAACAGUCAUCACGUGUUUACUGUUUGUCUCGUCUCUGCUCGUGAUCAGGGUUGGAUUGCCUUUAUUCAUAAUAACUUUCUCUCUGAUGGUCUGUCCUUAAUAGAACUAUGUGUGAAGGAAGUGUCACCCUGACUUGAAGUUUUUUUUCCAAAGAAAUGCAUCUGCCUGUAUUCUGACAUGAUCAAAGAGCAACCUCGUGUAUAUCGAACAUAUCACCUUCUUUUACUCCUUUGUUCAACUACAGACAGAAUUGUCUUGUGUUUAAAAAAAAAUCAGUUGUUGAGUUGUGCUGAUUGAGCUUCAUAACUUUUAAAUGUAAGUGUGUGUUUCUACUGAUUGAUGAGAAAUGUCUUGGGCUGAUAUUUAUGUAUUUUGAGAGCACAGAAGCAGCACUGAUCUGGAAUCAGUUUGCUCUUUGAAGUCACUCAAGGGAACCCUGGUGCAAUGACUCGAGAUCAGGCCUCUCAAUGUUCAGGAGCUCAAUAAAUAUGGAUGCUGGUUGUGUUUUUUCAAUUAAACCAAUGGGAGAUUCUGGUCUGUGUAAACACACAAGUCUGCUCCACCAGAUGCACUUAUUGGCAAGCUGCUUCCUGGACACAAAUUAUCCUGCAAGGACACAAACGUCAAACCUGAGGGCUGCUGCUCUAUGAAAAUUAAAGAUGUGACAUUUAUUUGUCUAUUAAAAUGUAAUUUCACUGACA
Molecule: messenger RNA, 2022 nt
Organism: Sander lucioperca (pikeperch)
Lineage: Eukaryota; Metazoa; Chordata; Actinopteri; Perciformes; Percidae
Product: lysosomal-associated transmembrane protein 4B
Exons: 8
Coding region: 141-866 (241 amino acids)
Cellular component (GO): lysosomal membrane
Source: RefSeq, a predicted model, not a curated record